Messenger RNA from Lingula anatina, 1230 nucleotides. Its product is annotated as mitochondrial inner membrane protease subunit 1-like. Gene Ontology annotation, molecular function: serine-type endopeptidase activity. NCBI's taxonomy places the organism in Eukaryota, Metazoa, Brachiopoda, Lingulata, Lingulida, Lingulidae. Gene Ontology annotation, cellular component: membrane; mitochondrial inner membrane peptidase complex. The record is from RefSeq and is a predicted model, not a curated record.
GAUGUAGUACUAUGCAGAUCUCCAGUGGAUCCUAGAACAUUGGUAAUGAAACGAGUCACUUUGAUUGAAGGUGAUGUGUUGGAUAAAACUUCAACUUCACCUUUUCUAGCUAAGGUGCCCACAGGUCAUGUAUGGUUAGAGGGGGAUAAUACAGAGCAGUCUAAAGACUCUAAUGACUAUGGUCCUGUACCAUAUGGGCUUCUCCAAGGAAAAGUCUUGUUGAAGGUAUUUCCUAUAAACAGGUUUGGACUACUAAAAGACAAAUGCCUGGAUUGAACAGCCGUGUCCUUGCCCCUGUGUAUGGAACUCUCACAAGAGGAGCUGUGCAAUCACUUUGGUUUGGAUGUGUCAGAAAAAGGAACCAAAGACAUAGCACUGUGCUGUGGUCUCAGUUUGGAAUUCUCGAAACAAGGACUGCCAUCACUUCAUUUGUCUGCCAACCAUCAAAAGAAAUAUUGUACUUGGCACCUUAACUGUGAUAUUCCAAUGAAAAGGAUUUGAAAAGGCAAGGUUAUUGAGUCCUUCAGUAACCUUUUGGAUUUAGGGAUUUUCUUCAGGCCCUGCACAAUUGGCUAUUACUGGACUAGCUUGGUGCUACCUGUGUACACAUGUUGAGUCAGAUGUUAUAUUUGGUAGUGUGAGUCCAUCUUUGAUUAAGCCUUUGACUUUUGUAUUAAUAUUUUCAGUACUUGUUUAAAUCAGAUUCUUAAAACCACUAUUGUGUCAGUGACAUUCUCAGCUUUGUUAUUUUAAUUUUUUUUCAGCAGCCUCAAAUGAUCUCUCUGAUUCAAUCACCAUCUUUGCCAGUGUCAAUUUGGUCUUGGAACUCGUUCUUUUGUCUCUUUCUUGAUUCAAAAUGUAUGUCUAUCAAACUCAGUUUUCCAAUGAUCACGGUUUUCAGAUUCCAUCAAUUAUACCUACUCAUCUUGGUUCAUUCAAGUGUAUAAAAUGUAUGUUGUUUUUAACUCUGUGAUGUACAGACCAGUAAAUGAAAUUGCAAUGUUGUGUAUACCACUGACUUCAAGUCUGUUUACGCUCGACAUCAUUAAAAGCACUGGAAUACAAUGAUGAAGGUUGUAAUUUAGAGAAAUGAACAAAAUUGGUUUAGAAAAUAAUUGUUUUGUUAAGGUGGCAAUGAUUUCUAAAGGGGAUACAAGUAAGAGUGCAUUCCCAUAGAUUUAGAUCGAUCCAUCUAGAUCGACCUAACUCCCUGGGGGGGUUCAUGCUAAA